GCCCUCUGACACGACCUCGUCACACGAGAGCGGAAGCGUGACGCCGACAGGACCGCACGUCAAGGUUAUGACUCUGUGGGGAGCCCUGAAGGUCUGAGAGAUGAGCAUUUGUAACCGAGAGGGGGGUCAGUGUGCCGAGAUGGCCAUGGUAUGCCUGACAGACUUUGAGGAGUACGCCAAGGAGCAUCUCUCCAAGGCCACCUGGGACUACUACGCCGCCGGAGCCGACGAAUGCUGCACCAGGGAUGACAACCUCCUGGCCUACAAGCGAAUCCGCCUGAGACCUCGAAUCCUGCGGGACGUGUCCGUGAGCGACACCAGGACCACGGUGCAGGGGACGGAGAUCGGCUUCCCGGUGGGCAUCGCACCCACGGCCUUCCACUGCCUGGCCUGGCAUGAAGGCGAGAUGGCCACGGCCAGAGCCACGGAGGCCUUGAACACGUGUUACAUCACCAGCACCUACUCCACGUGCUCGGUGGAGGAGAUCGUGGCGGCGGCGCCCAACGGCUACCGCUGGUUCCAGCUGUACGUGUACCGGGACAGGAAGCUGUCAGAGCAGAUCGUGCACCGCGUGGAGGCCCUGGGCUUCAAGGCGCUGGUCCUCACGGUGGACGUGCCGUACACGGGGAAGCGCCGCAACGACAUACGGAACCAGUUCAAGCUGCCGCCGCAUCUCAAGGUCAAGAACUUUGAUGGCGUCUUCCAGGAGGCGGCGGGCCCGGAGGAGUACGGCAUCCCGGCCAACACGUUGGACCCGUCUAUCAGCUGGAAGGACGUCUACUGGCUGCAGUCCAUCACCAGGCUGCCAAUCAUCAUCAAGGGCAUCCUGACCAAGGAGGACGCCGAGCUGGCCGUGGAGCAUGGCGUGCAGGGCAUCAUCGUGUCCAACCACGGGGGUCGGCAGCUGGACGGCGGCCCGGCCUCGAUCGACGCGCUGUCAGAGAUCGUGGACACGGUGCAGGGGCGGAUCGAGGUCUACCUGGACGGGGGCAUCAGGACGGGGAGCGACGUGCUCAAAGCCCUGGCCUUGGGGGCCAAGUGUGUGUUCAUCGGCCGCCCCGCAGUGUGGGGUCUUGCAUACAAGGGGGAGGACGGCGUGAGGGAGGUGCUGCAAAUUCUGAACGACGAGUUCCGCCUCUCCAUGGCUUUGUCAGGUUGCCGGAACGUGGCGGAAAUCAACAGGAACCUCAUCCAGUUCUCCAAGCUCUGACAGAGGGCGGCACGGAUGGAUCCACCACGGAUGGAUCCACCACGGAUGGAUCCACCGCGGAUGGAUCCACCGCGGAUGGAUCCACCACGGAUGGAUCCACCACGGAUGGAUCCACCACGGAUGGAUCCACCACGGAUGGAUCCCCCACGGAUGGAUCCACCACGGAGCCCAAGUCUGCCAAAGACCACAAGAUGGAAAGAUUAUUGAUGACGUCCAGACAACACCAACACAACAAGACAAAAGUUGACUUCCAUAUUUGCCUGUAUGCGCCAUGAGAAGGGAUACUGUAAUACUGUAAUACUAGGAAAUACCCUUUCGGCUGUGUUUAAAUACAUGCAAAA
This is a messenger RNA of Doryrhamphus excisus (bluestripe pipefish), 1551 nucleotides long. It is a transcript of the gene hao2, whose product is annotated as hydroxyacid oxidase 2 (long chain). NCBI's taxonomy places the organism in Eukaryota, Metazoa, Chordata, Actinopteri, Syngnathiformes, Syngnathidae. Gene Ontology annotation, cellular component: peroxisomal matrix. Gene Ontology annotation, molecular function: FMN binding; (S)-2-hydroxy-acid oxidase activity. Gene Ontology annotation, biological process: fatty acid alpha-oxidation. The record is from RefSeq and is a predicted model, not a curated record.